GUAUGUGAAAAUCGUACACUCACAAGCACAGAUCUGCUGUUUGAUCAUUUUCCCCACUCACAUUUUUCCACUCCAACACAAAACAAUUCUUUUUUUCUUUUGACCAAAGUGGGAAGUGGGAAUUCAACUUUGCGUUCUUUACUUCACUGUUUUGAUCUUUUUCUUCAAUCCAACAAGAAAAAGAAGCUGAAAAAAAGGAAGGCGGCAACCAAAAUCUAUUACUAGUAUUUUGUACUGUUGUGCGAUUGUCUUUGCUUUUUGUAGGUGGUACACUUAGUAAGGUCUGUUUGAUUGAUCUGCCUGGGUUGCUCAUCUUUUGGUGUGCUGUGGUGCUCCAAAUUUUCCUGCGAAAACAGCUUCGGAUUGGUGAUAUUUGGUGGGCUUUGAAUGAGGUGCAAGAGUGUGCUAUGUGGUGAGAAAUGAGGUUUUGGGAUAUUGAGAAAUGGGGUGUGUUUUUGGGAAAGAGAUUCAAUCCACUGGGCCUCCUAGUGGUGAUGUUGUAGUUGGAAAGGGGGGAGGUAAGGGUGGGGAGAGAGAUUUGUCUGUGUCAUCAGGGAGGAGAGAGAAAGCAGUAGUUGACUCAGUAAGUAAAUCGGAGAACAAGGACAAUGGUGGGGGAGGUGUUGGUGAAAUCCAGAAUGGUGGGGAACAGAAGGAAGAGGAGAGGAAGGAUGAGAAUGCACGACGACCAAGAGGUGAGAGAAGAAGAUCUAGACCAAAUCCAAGGUUAAGUAAUCCCACUAAGCACAUCCAUGGUGAGCAAGUAGCUGCUGGAUGGCCGUCUUGGCUCUCUGCUGUGGCAGGCGAGGCAAUCAAUGGGUGGACGCCUCGUCGUGCCGAUUCAUUUGAAAAAAUUGAUAAGAUUGGGCAAGGUACUUAUAGUAAUGUGUAUAAAGCUAGAGAUGCCAUAACAGGAAAGAUUGUUGCUCUAAAGAAGGUUAGAUUUGAUAAUCUGGAACCAGAGAGUGUGAGGUUUAUGGCUAGGGAGAUUUUGAUUUUGCGCCGCUUGGAUCAUCCAAAUGUUGUGAAAUUGCAAGGAUUGGUGACAUCAAGAAUGUCUUGUAGUCUGUACCUGGUUUUUGAUUAUAUGGAGCAUGAUUUGGCUGGCCUUGCUUCAAGCCCCGGAAUCAAGUUUACUGAGCCUCAGGUUAAAUGCUACAUGCAUCAGCUAUUGUCUGGUCUCGAGCACUGCCACAAUCGCCACGUGUUGCAUCGUGAUAUUAAGGGGUCAAAUCUCCUUAUUGAUGACGGAGGGGUCCUUAAGAUUGCUGAUUUUGGUUUGGCUUCCACCUUUGAUCCUAAUAACAGGCAGCCCAUGACUAGUCGUGUGGUUACUCUUUGGUAUAGGCCACCGGAACUGCUUCUUGGUGCCACUGAGUAUGGUGUAGGUGUGGACUUGUGGAGCGCUGGGUGCAUUUUAGCUGAGCUAUUUGCAGGGAAACCCAUCAUGACUGGGAGGACAGAGGUGGAACAGCUGCACAGGAUUUUCAAGCUAUGCGGUUCUCCAUCAGAAGAAUACUGGAAAAAGUCGAGGCUUCCUCAUGCAACCAUAUUCAAACCCCAACAAUCAUAUAAAAGAUGCAUAAAAGAGACAUUUAAAGAUUUUCCACCAUCAGCAUUGUCUUUAAUUGAUACGCUACUUGCAAUUGACCCAAGUGAGCGUCAAACUGCAACAGCUGCGCUAAAGAGCGAAUUCUUCACUACCAAGCCUUAUGCAUGUGAUCCUUCUAGCCUUCCAAAGUAUCCACCAAGCAAGGAGAUGGAUGCUAAGCGUCGUGAUGAAGAAGCUCGAAGGUUACGAGCUGCUGGUAAAGCUCAAGCUGAUGUUGUGAAGAAAACACGAACACGUGAUCGGGGAAUGCGGGCACUCCCUGCUCCAGAAGCCAAUGCUGAGCUGCAAGCCAAUAUUGAUAGACGGCGCCUCAUUACCCAUGCAAAUGCAAAGAGCAAAAGUGAAAAGUUCCCUCCUCCUCACCAGGAUGGAGGAAUCGGUUAUCCUUUGGGAUCUUCACAUCACAUUGAUCCAACCUUUGAUCCUCCUGAUGUACCAUUCACCUCCAUGAAUUUCUCAUAUGCCAAAGAGCCGAUUCAAACUUGGUCUGGCCCAUUGGUUGAUCCCUCUGCUGUUGGCGCUCCAAGAAGAAAAUCAAAGCCAUCAAAGAAGGAUUAUCGCAAAGAUAAGAAUCCCACCAGGAACAACGAUAAUGAUAACAUGUAAUAUACCAUCAUCCUAUACGUGCUGCCAGAUGAACGCAUGGAGGUGCAAACACUGCAAGUCUGUGUCUUAUGUCUGAUCCAGGAAACUAUCAAACUGUUUACGAGGUAAAAUAUCUUCCGUUCGGGAUCCCUUGUUUCUAAUAUUUUUUUGGAAUCAUUGAAACAUUCUUAUGUAUGUUAAAAGUCACAUUUUUUCUUCCUUCUCGUGACAAACUACGAUAUCAUUAAUGAAGCAUUAAAAUUAAGAGUUAAACUCAA
Molecule: messenger RNA, 2475 nt
Organism: Sesamum indicum (sesame)
Lineage: Eukaryota; Viridiplantae; Streptophyta; Magnoliopsida; Lamiales; Pedaliaceae
Product: putative serine/threonine-protein kinase At1g54610
Biological process (GO): protein phosphorylation; positive regulation of transcription elongation by RNA polymerase II
Cellular component (GO): nucleus; cyclin-dependent protein kinase holoenzyme complex
Molecular function (GO): RNA polymerase II CTD heptapeptide repeat kinase activity; ATP binding
Source: RefSeq, a predicted model, not a curated record